Messenger RNA from Aplysia californica (California sea hare), 2859 nucleotides. RefSeq lists its product as uncharacterized. Lineage: Eukaryota; Metazoa; Mollusca; Gastropoda; Aplysiida; Aplysiidae. Gene Ontology annotation, molecular function: protein binding. The record is from RefSeq and is a predicted model, not a curated record.
GUGCUUGGCGGCUAUUCAAGUAAGCGACUGAUCUGUUUUAAAACACUGGAUAAAGGAAGUGACACAACAGUCACGAAUACAGAAAGGUACAUUCGAGUCAUACGACGCCGUGGGUGGAUCCCAACGAGGAAGUAAAGUCUUGAUUGUGGCAGCCAUAGCUAGGUUUGUACCUUUAGGUACCUGGAAAGGAGAUACCUGUCGACCGGGACUUGAUUUCUAAAGUUAAGCAAUUCGUGUCAAGCCUGCUUGUGAAGACACUCAUAUUGUGAUGAAAGAACUGUUUCAAGAUUCUGUUUGCUUUGAUCGGUCUCUGGUGAAUGACAGCCUUUCGGGCUGUGAGAGGCGGGAUACAAGAGUUGAAGAACGGCUGUUUCUGUUGUUUCUUACAUGAAACCUGGAAAAUCAACUACGUGUCUGUGUUCGUCUGGAAAGAGUUCCAUCUGUAGAGUUGACACGAGCAGUUUGGAGAGGCUUUACCGUUAAGUAAUUUGGCUUUUCAAAAUUGAAGUGAUUCCAACAUUUUGGUCCGUAGCGACACUACACUGUUUGCUCCAUGCCAAGACCAACUGUUCAGAGGUAUACAAGACAGUGACAGACUGGUCUCAAACUUGAGGUCUAGAUUCUCAUGUCUGCUUUUACCCAAGUCAUGGGAGGUGGGACUUUGAGUGUGAUGUUCCUCUUUUGUGUCAGCUUGGGUUGGAUUGUGGGCACAGCUACAGGAUCAGAACUGGCUCAUGGAGUAGACUGUGCCGGCCUCACAGAUCCUUGUCAAUCUGGACUAGCGUGUGUUGCAAACAAAAACUCUGUACAAAAAUGUCUGUGUGAUCCUAUUGGUAGUUCGUUCUGGGAUGGACUUUCCUGUCAAAGCGUUGGCAAUAUUACAGUGCAGCCAAAGGUUAGCUCAAGGGGCACUUCCUGGAUAGACUUCAUCUGGACGACGGGCACAGCACUUGUAGAUAACUACCAGGUCGUCACUCAGUCCGAUCCACAGUCUUGCUUACAAGCACAGGACAGCAAAACUGUGCCUGGGACCUCCACUGGUGUUUCAAUUAUAGGGCUCAAACCUGGGGUGAAAUAUUUGUCCACUCUUACCCUGGUACUCUUCUCAACAGCUGACUAUCCACAGAGAUCAAAAGUUGUCAAUUUACCUGAUGCCUGGACAAAGCCUGCCCCGCCUAGAGCAGUGAUUCCUGGAAGCAGUACCCUCUCAGUGCCGCGUACUGUCCUCAAGUUUGGACCUCCUGAUGGCUGUGUCGCUUAUUAUUACGUGAUAGUGAUAAGGCAACAUACACUACUUAAAGGCAAAAGAAUGACUAGCGAGACACUGGUCAUUGACAAUCUGACUGAACAUACUUCCUAUGUCUAUAGCAUUGCAGCCUACAAUGGUGACAAUGAUAUAAGUGUCCAAAUGACAAGAAAUUUUACAACAGCAGCUACAGCACCAGGUUCUGUAGAUGCUUUAAGCUAUCAGCAUUCUUCAGUCACUGCUACUGGCGUUGUGGUGAGCUGGGGAAGGCCGUCACAACCUAACGGCGAUCUAAAAGGAUACAAAGUUUGGGUGACAACAGGCGGGCAGUGCGUUAAACAAUUCCGUGUGCAGUGUCCGGACUGUGAUGUUUCUGAGUGUCAACCCCCAGUGCAUUCAUCUCCUGUGAGUCAAUAUCACAGUACAGAUCUUGGUGUUUACCAAGGGUCCUUUGAGGUGUCAGUGACAGACUUGCUCCCGUACACAGACUACAUUGUACUUGUCCGUGCUUAUAAUUCAGAGGCUGGUGGUGGUGCCAACAAAGAGGUAUACUUCAAGACAAGCCAAGCUGCCGCAAGCCCUGUGACAAAAGUUGAACUGGAAAGUCUCCCCUUGACCCCUCAGGGAAGGCUGGACCUGAGUGUUAGCUGGGUCCCAGGUUAUCGGAACGGGGAAACUAACUUCACUGUUGUGAUCAAGGAAAAAGAAAAUCUCACCUCAGGAAACUUUAUUGAGAAACAAACCCGCACGUUUAGAGAUACAUCUGGCGUUACCUCUGACCUUCUGAAGAACGUGCUUGGCCACUGGGUCUAUCAAGUGACCGUUGAAGCCAAAACCAACGUGGGUGAUGCUGCUGUAUCAAUUCCACAGACCAUUACAACAUUAUACAAACACCCAGGACCUGUUACUGCUCUGACGUUGACAAAGAGUGCCCAGGUGGCCUCUGACGUUUCCCUGAGCUUUGGAUGUCCCGAGGAAAGAGAAAGAAAUGGCGUCAUUAUAGGCUUUUACAUUUCAAAGUGGGACGGCGCUUUGGACCCAGUUGUUCAGUUUGCUCCAGCGACUUCCUGCGACAGUGUGUUCCGGCCACCUGUACAAGUGGUUGUUGGGGAGAGUCAAACACAUUACACAUUCAAGGUGAUGGCUUCAAAUGGACAGUAUAACAGCAGCUAUGUGACGUCAGAAAUUGUGAUAAGCCCCCUACUCCCGGAAGUGAGUGAAUAUACGGCUACAGAUUUCACAGCAGAGUCGUCUGGCAGCAAGACCACCCUGACGUCUUUCCCAGUGAUUGUGUGUUCGUCUUGUCUCAAAGAUUUGAACAGCAGACAGGGAACUUUGACGGAAGUUGUUCUCGUCGUCUGUAAGAAUAAGUGUGGAGGCUCUGGGGCAGACCGGAGAAAGCGGGCAGUGGAUGUGGACAGUUUGAAGACAUGGGCCGAGGCUAAGAAGGAAGGAUUUACCGGCAUGUACCGAGCCACUCCACGGGGCUGGCACCAGGAUCUGUUAAGAACGCCAGGGAGGCAAUACGUAUUCACAGUUGGGGAGGAUAACUCUUGUUCUGAUACCGGCACUGACUUCUGCAAUGGCCCACUUCCUGCCGGACAACAGUAUCA